UCCCGCUCGCUGAUUGCAUCUUAGCGCCUCAUGCACUUGUUGAUUGCACCUCAGCGCCUCACUCACUUGCUCAGAUCUCGCGCGGCGCCCUUUCUCGCGCGAAGCAGUCGUGGAUUUCGAGGGAACGAAGAGGAGGAAGAGAUCACGAGAGAUCACGGGAGGGUGUGCGUGCACUGUGCAGGACUUGCGUUGCUUGUUGGGCAGUCGUAGCCAUGGCGGCCAAAGGUGAAGGACCAGCGAUUGGAAUCGACUUGGGAACGACGUACAGCUGUGUCGGCGUGUGGCAGCAUGACCGUGUCGAGAUCAUUGCGAACGAUCAGGGUAACAGGACCACGCCGUCCUACGUGGCGUUCACGGAUACGGAGCGGCUGAUCGGAGAUGCAGCUAAGAAUCAGGUGGCAAUGAAUCCGACGAAUACGAUCUUCGACGCAAAGCGACUGAUUGGACGAAAGUUCAAUGACAGUUCGGUGCAGAGUGACAUUAAGCUCUGGCCUUUCGAGGUCAUCGAUGGCCCGGGGGGCAAGCCUCUGAUUGGUGUGUCGUACAUGGGGGAGAGGAAGCAAUUCGCCGCAGAGGAGGUGUCAUCUAUGGUGUUGACGAAGAUGAAGGAGAUAGCGGAGGCGUUUCUCGGUGCGACUGUGAAGAACGCCGUCAUCACUGUUCCCGCCUACUUCAACGACUCCCAGAGGCAGGCCACGAAGGACGCCGGCGUGAUCUCGGGUCUGAACGUGAUGAGAAUCAUAAACGAGCCGACGGCAGCUGCCAUAGCUUAUGGUCUUGACAAGAAGGCGAGCAGCGUCGGCGAGAAGAACGUCAUGAUCUUCGACCUAGGCGGCGGCACUUUCGAUGUCUCCCUGCUGACCAUAGAGGAAGGCAUCUUCGAGGUCAAGGCGACGGCGGGAGAUACGCAUCUUGGCGGCGAAGACUUCGACAGUCGAAUGGUGCACCACUUUGUGCAGGAGUUCAAGAGGAAGCACAAGAAGGAUAUCAGUGGCAGCGCUAGGGCGUUGAGGAGGCUGAGGACUGCCUGCGAGCGCGCCAAGAGGACUCUGUCUUCCACCGCGCAAACGACUAUCGAAAUCGACUCUCUCUUUGAGGGUAUUGAUUUCUACUCCACGAUUACGCGGGCGCGUUUCGAGGAGCUGAAUAUGGACUUGUUCCGGAAGUGCAUGGAACCUGUGGAGAAGUGCCUGCGGGACGCGAAGAUGGACAAGCAGUCGGUCCACGAGGUGGUGUUGGUCGGCGGAUCCACUCGCAUUCCUAAGGUCCAGCAGCUGCUGCAGGACUUCUUCAACGGCAAGGAGUUGUGCAAGAGCAUCAACCCCGACGAGGCAAUCGCCUACGGCGCGGCUGUGCAGGCGGCCAUCUUGAGCGGCGAAGGUAACGAAAAGGUACAGGACUUGCUUCUGCUCGAUGUCACCCCUCUCAGCCUCGGUCUGGAGACGGCUGGCGGUGUGAUGACUGUGCUGAUCCCGAGAAACACGACUAUCCCCACGAAGAAGGAGCAGGUGUUCUCCACGUACUCUGAUAACCAGCCGGGCGUGCUCAUUCAAGUGUACGAGGGUGAGCGAUCUCGUACCCGGGACAACAACCUGCUCGGUAAAUUCGAGCUGUCGGGUAUUCCGCCGGCGCCCAGAGGCGUUCCUCAGAUCACCGUAUGCUUCGAUAUCGACGCCAACGGAAUCUUGAACGUCUCCGCGGAAGACAAGACGACUGGCAGCAAGAACAAGAUCACGAUUACCAAUGACAAGGGUCGUCUGUCGAAGGAGGAGAUCGAGAAGAUGGUUCAAGAUGCGGAGAAAUACAAGGCGGCGGACGAAGAGCACAAGAAGAAGGUGGAGUCGAAGAACAGUUUGGAAAACUACGCGUACAACAUGAGGAACACCAUCAGGGAUGAGAAGAUUGCUUCCAAGCUGGAUGCUGCCGACAAAGAGACGAUCGAGAAGGCGGUCGACUCCGCUGUGGAGUGGCUGGACCAGAACCAGCUGGCAGAGGCGGACGAGUUCGAAGACAAGAUGAAGGAGUUGGAGGGUGUGUGCAAUCCAAUCAUUGCGAGGAUGUACGGUGCCGGAGGGGGAGCGGGGGGGGGAAUGGGGGCUGACAUGCCAGGAGGGGGGUUCGGCGGCAGGGAUGCGCCGCCCAGCUCUGCCGGUGGCCCUGGGCCCAAAAUUGAGGAGGUCGAUUAAGCUUGGGGGGGGGGAAUAGGGUGGAGGAGGUCAUAAGUUGGGGGGGGAUAGGGUGGAGGUCGAUUAAGCUGGGUGGGGGGAAUAGGGUGUAGGAGGAGGUCGAUUAAGCUGGGCGGGAGGAAUAGGGUGGAGGAGGUCGAUUGAGCUGGGGGGGGGAUAGGGUACAAGUAGCUAGUUAGCUGAUUCGGACCAUUCGGUGGCAUUCUUUUUGUGCUCUGGAGAUUGGAUUGGCGGCCUUACUGAGGGAGCUCGUUUUGUCUUGUCGUCACGGCUGAGUUAAAAGAAAGUGUUCUAUGCGAACUGCUUUUUUUUUUUUUUAAUGUGAACUCUGCUUCUCGUCUCUCGCGUAGUGAGCGGUGUGUAUGUUUCUUGUUGUUGUUGUUGUUGUUGUUGUUGAGACGGUUAGUUAUAGUCCUGGCGUUAGUGCUUGGACGGAGUGUUUUUUGCUUCGAGUCGCUCGAUGUAGAUUUCUCGGCUUCGUCUCCUUCUGAUGACGGUGUUGGAUAUUGAUUGAUAUAUGGUAUCUUGAUGAUGACAUCUUUUUUUUUUUUUUUCUUUUUUUUUUGCAUUUUUGGACGCUCUGUUUUGCCUUUCGAUUAAUAUCCUCCAUAAUUGUGAGCUGUAAUCUUCCGUCCUUAGUUGAUGAUCGCUGUUCCUUCCAGCCAUUCUUCUACCUGUGGUUGUAUUGUCUCCUCAUUGACAACGACGUUAGGCACUUGGUGCGCGCGCUUUCUUUUGCUGCAUGUUUCUUUUCCAUUCUGUUGAGGUGAGGCGUAGUUCGGACUUCGGAGGCUCUUUUUUUUUGUCCGUUGGUAUUCAUCAUAAGAGUUACGAUGAAUGCCAACGCCAUCUUUGUUUUGUCCGUUGAGGAUCAGGUUCAUGCAAAGAUCCUCGGUCUGCGGUUCUGUGCCUGCUGUUGCAUGUUUUUCAGGAUCAGGAUCAGGUUCAUGCGAAGCUACUCGGAUCUCUUCUCAAGUGCUGGCUAGGUCUGUGGUUUUGUGCCUGCUGCUGUUGCAUUUUUUUCACGAUCAGGAUCUCAGGUUCAUGCACAGAUUCUCGAUCUCUUCUCGAGUGCUGGUUAGGUCUGUGGUUUUGUGCCUGCUGUUGCAAUUUUUUCAGGAUCAGGAUCAGGUUCAUGCACAGAUUAUCGGAUCUCUUCUCAAGUGCUGGUUAGGUCUGUGGUUUUGUGCCUGCUGCUGCAUUUUUUUCAGGAUCAGGAUCAGGUUCGUGGACAGAUCCUCGAUCUCUUCUCGAGUGCUGGUUAGGUCUGUGGUUCUCGGUACUUGGUCCUUUCUCUGCUAUUGGUUUUUUUUGUUCGGUCUUUUGUUCUCUGUACCUGGUCCUUGCUCUGCUGUACGAUUCGUUGGGCCCCUGUUACUAGGUUUUCCUUCUGGCUCUGUGGGAGGAUUUGUGUCGGUUAUCUCGAUUUCUGUCGAGGUGUUGGACGUU
Messenger RNA from Chara braunii, 3635 nucleotides. The record is from the annotation of a GenBank genome assembly. NCBI's taxonomy places the organism in Eukaryota, Viridiplantae, Streptophyta, Charophyceae, Charales, Characeae.